AUGACACUUGCUGGGAGAAUGACUUCCAUCAAUGACACCCACUUCCAUCCCCCCUUGUUUCACCUGCUAGGAAUCCCAGGACUGGAAACUGUACAUAUCUGGAUUGCUUUCCCAUUCUGCAUUGUGUACCUGAUUGCCCUUGUGGGGAACAUCACCAUUCUCUUUGUGAUCAAGACUGAACACAGUCUCCACCAGCCCAUGUUCUACUUCCUGGCCAUGUUGUCUAUGAUCGAUCUGGGUCUGUCCACGUCCACCAUCCCCAAAAUGCUGGGCAUCUUCUGGUUCAACCAACAGGAGAUCAGCUUUGGGGGCUGCCUUGCCCAGAUGUUCUUUAUCCACAUGUUCACAGGAAUGGAGACUGUUCUCCUGGUGGCCAUGGCUUAUGACCGCUUUGUUGCCAUCUGCAACCCUCUCCAGUACACCAUGAUCCUCACCAAUAGAACCGUCAGCAUCCUAGCUUCUCUUGUUGUUGGAAGAAAUUUAAUUCUUGUGACUCCAUUCGUGUUUCUCAUUCUGAGGUUGCCCUUCUGUGGGCAUCACAUCAUCCCUCAUACGUACUGUGAGCAUGGUCUUGCCCGGUUGGCCUGUGCACCCAUCAAGGUCAACAUUAUCUAUGGGCUCAUGGUGAUUUCUAAUAUCAUUGUGGAUGUGAUCCUGAUUGCCUCCUCCUAUGUGCUUAUCCUUCGAGCUGUUUUCCGCCUUCCUUCUCAGGAUGCCUGGCUAAAGGCUCUCAAUACCUGUGGUUCUCAUGUCUGUGUCAUGCUGUGCUUUUACACGCCAGCUUUUUUUUCUUUCAUGACACACCGUUUUGGCAGAAACAUUCCCCGCUAUAUCCAUAUUCUUCUGGCUAAUCUUUAUGUGGUUGUCCCACCGGCCCUUAAUCCAGUCAUCUAUGGAGUCAGGACCAAACACAUCCGAGAGAGAGUUGUGAAGAUAUUUGUACAGAAAUAA
Molecule: messenger RNA, 951 nt
Organism: Herpailurus yagouaroundi (jaguarundi)
Lineage: Eukaryota; Metazoa; Chordata; Mammalia; Carnivora; Felidae
Product: olfactory receptor 52E4-like
Biological process (GO): G protein-coupled receptor signaling pathway
Cellular component (GO): plasma membrane
Molecular function (GO): olfactory receptor activity; G protein-coupled receptor activity
Source: RefSeq, a predicted model, not a curated record